Echinostoma caproni is the source of this 1077-nucleotide messenger RNA. The record is from the annotation of a GenBank genome assembly. NCBI's taxonomy places the organism in Eukaryota, Metazoa, Platyhelminthes, Trematoda, Plagiorchiida, Echinostomatidae.
AUGUUCACUGAACCACAGGUUUCGCCAUCGGGUGUACUGAUUCUUACGGACGAAGAGAAACGGACCCUUAUCACCGAGGGCUACUCAAUCCCCACUCGCCUUCCUUUAUCUAAACAAGAUGAACGUAAUCUGAAGAAAGUUAGGCGGAAAAUCAAAAACAAAAUCAGUGCGCAAGAGAGUCGCCGAAAAAAGAAGGAGUAUCUGGAAGCUUUGGAACGAAAAACAAGUAGUGGCAUGAGUAAUAAUGGGCACAAUAGCACCGGCAGCUCCACUAACAACAGUGUUGGUGGCACUGGUGGUGGUGGUGGGUCUGCAUCAACCUGUCUUAUGGUGUUUGCCUUGUUCUUCGCCGCUCUCCUAGUGGGGAAACCGCCACCAACAACAAACCGAAGCCCUUUAGAUUCUGGCCUAAUAUUUGCACCGUCCUCUCAGGGUUUACUGGACAAUUUGAUGUCCAACGGGCCGGCCAGUUUUGUUUCUGGUUCGUUCAGUCAGAUCGGGUAUACUUGGUCACGUCGCCCCGUUUAUGGACCUUAUUUUGGCCACGGAAUACGACCUCCGAACAUGCAAUGGUCUUUUGGAAAUAACUCGAUAUCUCAGCGUACAUCAUCUGACUUCUCUAUGGAUUCAACCCAGUCAGAACGUUCAGACUGUAAAGAAAGUGUGGAUUGGCACUGUACAACUCUGGUUGACAGUCAACAUAAUUCGAUUUUGUCCGGGUCAAAAGCCAAGUCAACACCAACUCCACGUUCGCGUUUACUGGGUGCUCCUCAUGAGCUUGACGAAUGCUCGGCGCCACCACGAACCCUCUGGUCAUUCCUUUUUGGUUUUGCUGGGAAGCCAAAUCCGACCAGAGUGAAAGACUCUGUGAAUGUGUGUAGCCUAUCUGAUCCAAAUUGCCUAUUUAUGGAUGAUCACAGUCACUUCCCAGCCGAAGUGGAACCAGCUAUGGAUUUAUUCACUCCGAAAAGUGCCCAAGAGAAACUGAUGACCCAUGCAAACGAAACAGCCACUACCGUCCCUGUGAUCCACUCUGGACCACGUUCGACGUUGGCCACCGUGAUCACCGUCGCCUAG